UAAGAAGAAGAACAAAAGAUCAAAUAGAAAUAAAAUAAAAUAAAAUAUAAAUGCAAAUGAUACUGAUACCUAUGUAACGAUGAUCGCAUUUAUCGGACCAGUCAAUUUUUUUUGCUUUUUCGUUGUUUUUUUUUUCCUUCUUUUUUUUUUUCUCUUCUUUUUUAAUCAUAGGGAAAUUAUAGAAAUGAAAUAUGAAGUGAUUCAUUGAAAAUUAAUAAAUAUGUGAACGUAAUAUAACGAAAACUUAUUCAUCACUGAAACAAACAAAUAACGAAACGAGAAAAAAACUAGUAGUUCCAUACCCUCUUUUAGUAUCAUCCAUAUCUUCAUUCAAUCUGUCCUCGUUCCGUUUCCCGAAAUAAAUAAGCCGUAGUUGGCAAUCUUCGAUUUGAAAAUCGUAUUUAUCGGCGAGUGAUGUGGAUUAAUAUGUAUCGGAUUUUUACGAGCUCCUACACGAAGUCGGACUAUAAUGGAUAAGAUUCGCAUGAAAGAUUUGAAAAAUAUUCAAUUUUUUUGACUCGAAAAUAAAAUGAAAUCAGAAAAUUUUCUUCAGCAAAUGAUCAAUUAUUUCUUUCGUGGCACCAUUACCCUCGGGUAUUCGGAGCCCAGGAAUUUGAAUCUGAAUGCUAAAAUGAUCGAUCCAUGAAAUUGAUCGGGUUCUCGCUAAAUUUGCCACGUGAUUUUCAAGGAGUUUCAACGGAAGCUUUCGUUUAUUGAUAGGUAUAUAAAUUUAAACAAAUUAUUACAUAUGUUUUGAAUUUAUUCGCACCCAGAGAAAUUUUUUUCGCAAUAAAUAAGUCGAAGCAAAUAAUCGAUAGUACAGUUUCCACGUACUUGUAACUAACACAUGAAUUGUUCCGCCAAGUUUAUGAUCCUUGCGAGGAUCCAUGACUUCACAAUAAAUAUGAGUGCACGCAAUCCCGUUUAUCAGUUGACAAAUAUAAUGAAAAAUUUCGCAAUUCACUGAGGAGUGUUGUGUCCCGGCUGUCAAGGGGAGUUGCUACGUAACUGCCGACCAAUUUUCUUACCGCGCGAAAAAAAAAAAAAGAAAAAAAAAAAAAAUGCUGAACUUUCAUCCAUUGAGAAUGUAGUGUCGAAGCGAUAUCGGUCGGUAUAGGUCAUUCGGAAAGUUACCCGAAAGCUAUCGAAUUUGGAUCAGUCUAUUGGUGAUAAUCGUCCCGGUCACCGCGUCGGUGUCCUGUCCAAUAUUUCUACGGAUAGCGAAGGGUCGUCGAAUCGAAAAUUUCAUUAAAAAUGGAAGAAGCCCUAACCGUUGAUCUGACGUCGUUCGAGACCGCGUUAUAUCACGUGGGAAAGAUCAUCGGCUUGGUGACAUUCGACAAGCGAAAUAACAAGAUUUAUCCGGCAAAUUUACGGGGGAAAUUAUAUUCCUCGAUAAUACUGAUCAUGCAAUUAUGUUCGUGCACGUACGUAGGGAUGCACUUGGAUGCAUUCGCUCUAUCGCCGAGCGCUAUAAUUAUUUUCUUGACUUUCGCACCUCUCGUCACAACCACGGUCUACGCCGGAUUGUUAGUCGCGUUCAAAAGUGACAAGAUCAUCGAAUCAUUUUGUCGGAUGAAGCUGAUCGACGACCAGAUAAAAUCAUUGAAAAUAGGAGGGGGCGAGUGCGAAAAAAUGUCAAAGUACCUCGGUGCAAAGGUGAUCGUGUCCAACCUCCUAGUUGCGACAACGGAAGUAUCUCUGACGUACAUUUUACAUCCGGAUAUCGACGUGCUCACCAGAAUGGUCCACGGAAUCUUAAUGACCGCGACGCACCUCACCAUUCGCAAUGUGCUUUUCAUCUUCACCGAGACCAUGAACUGCAUCACCAGACGUUUCGCAUUUUUGAACGAAAAAUUACGAAACAUGUUCCUGAAGGUAUCGGACACCGUUCACCGACCGGUUUACCGGACAUCCGGUGCUUUCCUCGCGCCGGAAAACGAGCGAAUCCCAACGACGGCGGAUAACGAAGGUGCGGGGAAAAGGGUUACAACCGUCGAUCCCGAGUCCGGUGAUACUCAACUCUAUAAAAAACGGAUAAAACUGAUUCUGAAAAUUCAUCAAGAUUUAACCAAACUCGUCGAGUCAACGAUCAAUUUGUACGAAAUACUGAUCUUCUUUCGCUCGGUCGAGCACCUCGGCAGAGCCUUCAAGAAUUUCUACUUCAUCUCGCAUAUGCUCAAGGGACCGAAGACUGAGACGAUUUACGUCCAUCUGACAGCGAGACUGGCUCAAUGUACGCUAAUUUUCAUCACGGAAAUAUCUAUGAUCGUCGACUCUUGCACGUCAACGUGCGAAACGGGCAACAAGACCAACACCGUGUUGUACGACGUGUGGUGCGACUUCCGACGUGACGCGCGAAAAUUGAAAUCCGAAUUCCUGAUGUUCUCGACAACAUUGUUACAAAAACCGGUCGCGGUGUCAGCUUUCAACUUCAUCCCUGUGGAUUAUUCGGUAAUAUUUGAGAUAAUCUGCGUUUUGAUUGGAUACGUCAUCCUCAUCGUCCAACUGGAUCUCUAGUGAUAUUCCUCGAUGCGUUCGGACGCAGGUGUGAAAAUUUUUUUCACACCAAUAGCCGACGACGGGAUCGACAAUUGAUAUUUUUUUUUUUGUUUUCUUGUCACUGAAACUAUAACAUUAACUAGUGUGAACUGUUGUUAAUCAGAGUAAUUGUAUCGCACGUGUGUCAUUUGGACCCGCACUGCAAGCUAUGCACAUACAUACAUGUAAAUCGAUGUAAUAGAUGAUUCCCAUAUCGUUCCAUUAAGCGAA
Messenger RNA from Athalia rosae (coleseed sawfly), 2772 nucleotides. RefSeq lists its product as uncharacterized. Bases 1255 to 2520 code for a protein of 421 amino acids. The record is from RefSeq and is a predicted model, not a curated record. Lineage: Eukaryota; Metazoa; Arthropoda; Insecta; Hymenoptera; Athaliidae. The transcript has 4 exons. Gene Ontology annotation, cellular component: neuronal cell body; axon; dendrite. Gene Ontology annotation, biological process: sensory perception of taste.